Fusarium venenatum is the source of this 501-nucleotide messenger RNA. RefSeq lists its product as uncharacterized. The record is from RefSeq and is a predicted model, not a curated record. Lineage: Eukaryota; Fungi; Ascomycota; Sordariomycetes; Hypocreales; Nectriaceae.
AUGGACGCAGCAGCCCCAAAGAAAUCAGCCCAAGUGGCUUUCCGCAUUCACCCUCUUUACCGCAUCUUCUUUCUCGUCCUUGAGCCCGUCUCUGCUCUCGUCGGCGCAUUCUUUACUCACUUCCGCCAAGGAACAUACCUAACUCUUCUCAACGCGGCUUCUGCGCCUACCGCAGCUCAAGCGGUACCAAAGGCUACAUCGGUCGCCAUGUCGCAGCUCGCCAACAUGUAUUUUUUCUUCGCGCUCAAUGAAGCGCUCGUGCUGCGAUCCACGCCGGACCUGAGAGUUUGGAAGGUUGUCCUGUUUGUGCUUCUCGUGGCGGACUUGGGGCACUUGUUUUCCAUGAGUGAACUGGGCACAGGGAUUUACUGGGAUGUUAAAUCGUGGAAUGCGAGCGAUUGGGGAAAUGUCCCUUGGGUUUAUGCUGGUAUGACUUUGAGGAUUUGCUUCUUGAUGGGUUUUGGUCUGGGAGAGUCGAGGGUUCUGAAGAGGAGGAUUUAG